Messenger RNA from Ictalurus furcatus (blue catfish), 2018 nucleotides. Its product is annotated as myoneurin. Lineage: Eukaryota; Metazoa; Chordata; Actinopteri; Siluriformes; Ictaluridae. The record is from RefSeq and is a predicted model, not a curated record. The transcript is spliced from 8 exons. Bases 73 to 1677 code for a protein of 534 amino acids.
UAGCGUCACGGCAAGCGAGUACACUAGACGAGGUAUACUCGGUAAUAUUCGACGAGAGAGUAAACCAGUAAAAUGAGUAAACUGGAGCAGUUAAACGUGUUCCUGAGUGAGAGACUGUCCGCGGCGGUGAAUGAGAUCCUCGACACAGUGAGCAGGAUGAUGCAGGAGUACGAGGAGGAAACGGCUCGGAUACGCAAAGAGAACGAUUAUCUGAAGGAAAUGUUGAAGAUUACAGGAUGGAGUUUUACAGAAAUAAACCCGGGUGUGUUCCUGGGAGAACAAGAUGGUUUGUCAAACCUGCAGCAUGAUUCUCAGGAGGGCUUGUGUCAAAACCCAGAGCUGAAGGAAGAAAGCACAAGCAUUAAAAUAGAGCAGCCUGACCCACCAUACCCUGCACAUCCCGACUCUGAGCAUACAUUUCCAGUUCCUGCUGUGGAGACGGGUUCACCAAUAUCUGAUGUCUGGAACAGGUUGAAAAACAGCAAACGAAAAGCUAAAUUAAAGCUGAAGAAAAAACAUUACUGUUUAUAUUGUAAGAAACCUUCCCUCCGAAUGACACAGCAUCUCCUAUCAGCACAUGCUAGAGAACCAGAGGUGGCAAAGGCCCUUAGUUAUGACAAGAAGUCAAAGGAAAGGAAACAGUUGCUGGAUCUUCUGCAGAGCAAAGGAAACCUCUUACACAAAGAUGUGGGUAUGAGUAAAACCUUAAUGUCAUCUGAACUGCAUGCCACAGCUGGAUCUAAUAAGGACAACAUGCAGUGCAUUUAUUGUCUUGGAUUAUAUAGCAGUAAGAGUAUUGCUAAUCAUGUAAAGAGAUGCAAGCAUAAAUAUCCAUAUAGAGCUGAAGCUAGCACUGCUAGUCCUGUGUCCAAUACCAUUGCUUCUCGACCAGGUACCUCUUUAAGUGGAGAACUGCUACCAGCUAAGCAAGUAAGUUUGCCUAGGUCAUGUAGUACCAAACAGGAAACUCCUAAUCCUGAAUCUGUUAGCACCCCUGAAUCAGACACUCGUCACUGUACAACACAGCUUUACGCCGACCCAGAAUCUACAGGUUCUCCCUGUGAAAACUUGGGGUUAGUUGGUGAACAACUACUUGCUAAUCUUGAAUCGCAAAGUGAUCUCGCUCCAGACACCAGCAUGGUCAGACACGACCAUGUGCACAACAAUCCAACCUGCAGCUCUCCAACCUAUGAUCAGACUGAAACAAGCAAGAGUGAGCACAAGAAAACUGACGCUGAUCAAAGCAGCCAGAACGGACACACGGUAGAAUGGAGGAGGAGCUCUCAUGUUGAAACUCAGUCAAGAGUGAUUGACAACCCUUCAGACGAGGAGGCGAGUGCAGCACAGAACGCACAGCUGCAUAUUUGUCAGCACUGCAACGCUGCUUUCUGCAGUGCAUAUCACCUACGCAGACAUGAGUACACUCAUACAGAUGAAAGGCCUUUCUGGUGUAGUGAGUGUAACAUUGGGUUCAUUCAGAAGUAUCGCUAUCGAAACCACAGAAUGAUCCAUCAUGAAGAGAGACAUUUAAGCAUUUACAAGGAUCAAUCAAGAAGGCGUAAAAACCGAUCUUCCAGUGGAGAGAAGUCAGCAGACAGUGAGCUCCAUCAACAGCCGUUGGCUGAGAGCACGGCAGGUACAUCAGAGCCUUCCAACAAUUCAGAGGAAAGAGUUUGACUCAACAAACAGAGGACGCUUAAGGAAGUUUCACAAUGAAGGAAUAACUGACUGCAAAGAAGAGGGAGAACCUGUGAAUGGUGUGCCAGGGAGAGAAUCGGUGAACAGUGUUCGAUUAUGAAUUUUUAUUCAUUUUUUUAAAAUAAAUUUUAAUAAUUCAUAUUAACAUUUUAGGUACAUCUUUAUUUUGUAUUGGUUUUUAUACCUUGCUUCAUAUAAUAUUUUGAAACAGUGAACACUUACAUCAAGUACAGUUGCUUUUGUUUUUUUUUAUAUCAUCCAAAUAGUUAUUAUUGUGCAUAAUUAAGUGCAGGUUCAAAAUAAACUUGGAUAAACUUGGA